AUUCUAAAAAGUUACUACCUUCAAUGCGUCCUCGUGUACUCAUCUUCAGAGUUCUGGUAGGAUUGAUGUGAAUACAGUCAAUUUAAACAUGUUAAAUUAAGGGAGUAUUUGAACCUAAAACCACAUAAUGGCAGGAUCAAUGGUUGAGUCACCAAUGAAAGGGAUUUAGUAAGGAAACAUGAGAGGUGUCGACUGUUGGAAUCGACUGCGGGCUGAAACUCACACACGAUUCAUACGCAUACCAUAAUUUGAGUUUUAGAAUCCUGAAAUAAGCACCUAAAACGUACACAUUAUAUUUUGUACUUGUCCAAAACGAAAUGUCGUCCUUCCGUGGGGAUCCAAAUUUCUGUCCUGAGUGUGGAAAUGUGCUUCCUCUUCCUGCAAUGCAGGACACCGUAAAUUGCCCUCGCUGUUCUUUUAGCAUCCCUGUAAUAGAUUUCGCAGGUCAAAAGAUCACUUCCACAGUAGUUUUCAACCCAAUUGAACAGUCUUCUAUCACUAUAGAAGAUGAGGAAGAUUCAGAACUAAAGGGGGCAGUGAUUGACAGGCGCUGCUCUAGAUGUAAUAAAGAAGGCAUGGUUUAUCAUACCAGGCAAAUGAGAUCUGCAGAUGAAGGGCAGACUGUCUUCUUCACCUGUAUACAUUGCAGAUACCAAGAAAAGGAGGACUCCUGAUACCUGAGACUCUGAGACAGACUCACCUUCCCAGAGGCUUGAAGCAUACGUUCAUUUGGACACACAGCUCUUUAAAAUGUAUUAUUUUUCUGAAAUAAAUCCAGACCAAAACUUAGACAAAA
This is a messenger RNA of Osmerus eperlanus (European smelt), 796 nucleotides long. It is a transcript of the gene polr1h, whose product is annotated as RNA polymerase I subunit H. The transcript is spliced from 5 exons. Gene Ontology annotation, biological process: DNA-templated transcription; termination of RNA polymerase I transcription. NCBI's taxonomy places the organism in Eukaryota, Metazoa, Chordata, Actinopteri, Osmeriformes, Osmeridae. The record is from RefSeq and is a predicted model, not a curated record. The coding region runs from base 318 to 674 and encodes 118 amino acids. Gene Ontology annotation, cellular component: RNA polymerase I complex. Gene Ontology annotation, molecular function: nucleic acid binding; zinc ion binding.